CCGGAGGUUUUCAUUGCAUAAGAAUCAGAGGCUCUCAACGUUCGAAUCAAACAUUUCAUCCUUAAAUACGAUACUUCGGAAAUUUAUGACAUAGAUUGUUUUUUAAAACACCAAAAAUAAACAGGUUUUAAUAUGUGAUUGACAAGUGGAAUUGUGGAAACAUAUGGAAGGAAGUGUACGUUUAAUAUCAGUUAGAUAAACACCUCGUUAUAAAACGAUGCUUGGUAGUUUUUCAGUGACAAAUCGCAGAGGAGACACAAAGAUGGGUCGCUUCAUGAUGUUUGUGAUAGUAGGCCUUAUGUCGUGUACGGUCGAAUCACUCGAUGAAACAGAUACAGAAGAUCUUGACACCCUCAAACAGGCUGCAAAGAAAGCACUCGAAGAAAUAAAAAAUGAAAGAAUAGCUGCCUUAUUUAGUAAAAUUGGUUCACAACAAGGACGCUCUGGGAUGUUUGCAAUGGGAGGUGGAAAAGAGUUUGUAGAAGCAGUCACGUUACCGUACUUGGAGGUGUUAGAAAUCAUAAAAGAAAUUAAAAAAAGGUAUGCACUCACCAAACCUAGACUAAUCGAAUGGUUGAGACACAUGGGAAGACUCCUGGCGUUUAACAAUACCCAAAUCACGGAUGGUUUACCCCACGUGACCACCCCCGAGUGUCUCGAGUCAUUCAAUCCGAACAUUGAAUGCAAUCUUUUUGCAAAGUUCAGAACAUUUGACGGAAGCUGUAACAACGCCAGGAAUCCACUCUGGGGACGGGCCAAAACACCUUUUAUAAGAUUUCUGACGAAUGCCUAUGCCGAUGGUAAAAAGGAGCCCAGGGUCGCCAGAGACCGUACACCUCUUCCAAGCGCACGGCUUGUGAGCAGAACCAUCCACCAAGAAGCGAACAAGCCCAGUGCUGUACAAUCUAUGACGGUUAUGACACUAGGCCAGCUUCUAGAUCACGACAUAGACAAAACGGCCCAGUCCAAAUUGCCCAAUCCACAAGAUCCUAGUAAACCGAUUGACAUUACAUGUGGCGAGGAUAAUUGCGGUCACGAUUAUUCGAACAUGGAAGAAUGUUUACCAAUAAAGGUACCCGAAGGAGACUCGUGCUUCAAGAAGACAAAAUGUUUAAAGUUCAUUAGAAGUCAACCUGUACUAGAAUUAAAUUGCCUUGGUGAUUUGAAGACGAUGCCCCGUCAACAUUUGAAUACGAUAUCAUCAUAUUUGGAUUGCUCUUUUGUGUAUGGAAACUCUGAAAAAGAAGUAAUGUCAUUGAGAGAAGAUAACAACAGUGGCAGAAUGCUGAUGUCUACCAACCCAUUACAUCACGACCUUAAGCCAUUGCUUCCUCCCUUUGAUUCUAAAGAUUGCGUAAAACCGAACGUAAAUGAUAGCGUCAAAUGCAUGAGAACAGGAGAUGGACGGGCGAACGAGUGGAUUGGAUUAACUUCAUUCCACGUUAUAUUUGCAAGGCAACACAACAGAAUCGCAGAUGAGCUGGCGAGGAUCAAUCCUGACUGGUCAAAUGAAAGCAACAGGUUGUUUUUGGAGGCAAGGCGUAUUUUGAUAGCAUUGUGGCAAAGAAUUAUAUAUGGAGAAUACCUUCCUGUUGUUAUGGGAUCGCACUAUAAAAGAUACGACCUGGCUUUGUUAAAAAAGUUCAAAAAGGGGUACUUCUCAGAAUACGACGAAUGGACGAAUGCUCAAGCAUCCAAUGUCUUCCAAGGUGCAGCCUUUAGAUUUGGUCACUCCCAAAUAGAUACAUUCAUACGGUUCAUAAGUGAUAACAGAUUCAAGAAGUAUAUAGACGAUCAUAUAACAUCACAUCAGUUUAGACCAUCGGCAAUGUAUGGGAAGGGCGAUAAAGGAGGGGUAGAUACAAUCGUUAGAGGACACGUACAUCUACCUUCCCAAAACACAGAUGCCUAUUUCACCGAACAAAUGUCUUGUCACAUGUUUACAAAAGACCCACCCUUUGGCGAGGGAACUGAUCUACCAGCACUUAAUAUACAAAGAGGAAGAGAGCAUGGACUACCAGGGUACAAUAAAUGGAGAGAAUAUUGCAAUCUCCCAAAAAUAAAAAACUGGAAAAAGAAACCAGCUGAGAUACCAGAAGCUAUCUGGGGAAAACUACCUUCUAUUUACACGCAUGUCGAUGACAUAGAUAUAUUUACCGGUGGUAUAUCUGAAGUCCUUGUGCCAUAUGGGGCAGUUGGUCCAACAUUUGCUUGUUUACUCGGCAAACAAUUCGAGAACUUGAGGAAAGGAGAUCGUUAUUGGCAUGAGAAUAUGGGCCCGGGCAUGUUUUCUCAAGACCAAUUAACUGCCCUUGACAAAGGAUCCUCUCUGGCGAGAAUUAUGUGUGAAACCAGCGAUGACAUUCAAUUCAUGCAGCCAAAGGCUCUCCUUCUACCGUAUAGCGAGAUCCCAAAAGAUUUGAGAAAUUCAUAUCAUGUCAAAAGGGAAAUUAGAUUCCUCUAUGGUAAGUCAAAGAAUGAAAGAGUGGACUGCAGAAAAUUACCAAAACUGGAUUUGUCAGCAUGGAAGCAAAUGGAUUAACCCAAUUAACCAACUGCUAUACACAUGUACUAUUUUAUGA
Owenia fusiformis is the source of this 2582-nucleotide messenger RNA. NCBI's taxonomy places the organism in Eukaryota, Metazoa, Annelida, Polychaeta, Sabellida, Oweniidae. The record is from the annotation of a GenBank genome assembly.